AUGAAUUUCUGUUUAGGGAAAAUAUAUUACAUGGAUCUCCACAAAUAUUAUAAAAUUCAUAAUCUAUAUAGUAAUUACAAUAAUUGUAUGUUUGAUAUUUCUAAAGAUCAUGAUAGAAUAACAUGUUCUAGUGCUAAAUCCUGCGCUGAGUCAUAUAAUUAUAUAAAGUUUGAAUAUAUAAAACAAGAUGAUACUAAAUUUUGCAAUAUAUUAAAUGAACUUAAGGAUAUUCUUGAUGCGAAUAUACUACAACUAACAAGUAAUUGUACAUCGAGUUUUUCGGAUUUACUUUCAUACCCUCAUCAUUGCAAUGAACUACUCAAGAAAAAAGAACAGGGUAAUUCAUUUAUGAAACACCCCAAUACUGAAUUAGAAUUACAAGGAGCACUAGUAUCAGAACAGGGAGUAAGAGUAUCUGCAGUAGGAGAACCAGUAGGAGGAACGGACACGGAAGAAAAAGCCAUCCCCGUAGGAACGAUUAUAGGUACAUCAUUAGGAUUCUUUAUACCUCUAGCAAUGCUAUAUAAGGAAAAAUUAUAUAAUACAUUAUCAUAUGAUGUUAUAAAAAAAAUAAAGAACAAUAUUUUCAAAUAUAAAUAUUUAUCCAAUUGUUAG
Messenger RNA from Plasmodium cynomolgi strain B, 615 nucleotides. RefSeq lists its product as hypothetical. Bases 1 to 615 code for a protein of 204 amino acids. Lineage: Eukaryota; Apicomplexa; Aconoidasida; Haemosporida; Plasmodiidae. The transcript is spliced from 2 exons. The record is from RefSeq and is a predicted model, not a curated record.